This is a messenger RNA of Lytechinus variegatus (green sea urchin), 2056 nucleotides long. RefSeq lists its product as uncharacterized. Gene Ontology annotation, molecular function: monocarboxylic acid transmembrane transporter activity. Bases 210 to 1682 code for a protein of 490 amino acids. The transcript is spliced from 4 exons. The record is from RefSeq and is a predicted model, not a curated record. Gene Ontology annotation, biological process: transmembrane transport. NCBI's taxonomy places the organism in Eukaryota, Metazoa, Echinodermata, Echinoidea, Temnopleuroida, Toxopneustidae.
AAUGGAUGAUGAUCCCUUUCAUCCAUUUAUAAUUGAAGCAAACGACCCUGUGUACUGACAAUUUUCUACAACAUUUUGAUGUACCGCAUAGUAUUAUCCGGUUUUAUCUUAACAAUAGGCCUACGAGCGUGUCUAUAGGCUGCGCCAGUAUGUUAAAUGCAAGCUAUUCAGUUAUUUCCAUAUAGAUACAUUGCAAACUGUAUGUGUUAAUGUGUAAGAUGGCGGGUUGCUGUGCCGUGCUGGGGUCUCAGAAUUUCUCAGUGGCACUUCUAAUUUUCUUAACGACUUUCGUUGGGAUUGGUAGCCGGAAAGCCCUUCUGAUUUACUUCCAAGGAAUUAAUGGACAAACGGCGGUUUCUUCAAAUGAUUUGCAACUUGCGACAAUCCUCUUCAAUGUAUUUGCAUAUUUACCAGCUCCUCUAGUGGCAGUUCUAUAUCAACAACGCCCUCUACGUCGCGUCAUGCUGAUAUGUGGUUCUUGUCUGAUUCCGUUCAGUAUUAUGAUGACGUCAUUUGUAUCUAAACUAGGCCCUCUUCGAAUAUUGAUGUCAAUAUGCGGUCUAGGAAACUGCAUCCUCUUGACAACUGCCUCAAUCACACUCAGUAAUCUCGCCAGCCAACACUUUAAUCUCAUCUACAGCAUCUCGACUUGUGGAAUAGGGAUGGGGAUCGUGAGCCUGUCGGCCUUGACUGUAUACCUCGGGGAGUGUUACGGCUGGAGGGGCGGUACUCUGGUCCUUGGUGCACUUGUGGGUAACAUCAUACCCUGUGCUGCUGCCGUGAGAUUCUCGGCAACUUCCGGUUGGAGGAGAGUGGACAAUUGCAGACCCGGACAAGGAGAUGUCGUGGGGGAAGGUGAAAGUAUUCCUGGUACUUCUUGUAUUCGCGGUGUAGUAAUGGGUGAGGAAGAAGAGUCCGAUUCAGACAGCAGUGUGAGUGACACCUCGCGGAGAGAAUCGCAUCCUUUAAUUGAUGGGGCGCCCUCAUGUGGUGUAGAGGGUGGUAGAAAAUCUACGACACUGAAAGGAACCACUGAGCAACUGGACAGGGAUUGUGAGUUACCAAACGGUAUCCUUCGCAGGAUAGUGUCAGGUAUUCAGGAGUCUGAUUUUUACACCGAUCCAGCGUUCAAUUUCUUCUUUAUAGCAAUGUUUCUUGUGUCCCUUGGGUACUGCGGCUGGCAUUCCUUAAUCGUUCCCAACGCUUUAGAAAGGGGAUUCAACGUACAAGAAAACCUUAUUCUUCUAUCGCUCUCUGCAGCGGUCGGUGGCAUCAGCGGAAGGGUUGUCGUCGGUCUCCUUUGCGACAAUCGAUUCAGUCCUGUCACCGUUUACCUCGUAUGCACUGUUCUUGAUAUAGCCUCCCUACUGUGUGACGUCUUUUUAUCUACUCUCUAUUUGAUUAUUGUGACGACAUGCAUUCGAGCAGGAACAAUUGGAGGAAGGGCAAUAUUGGGAACUCUAGCAGCUCGCGAGAGGGCGUCUCUCGGCAAGAAGGAUGUUGUUUUCGCCACUGGACCGUUUUGCAUGGGUAUAGGAACGUUGCUUGGAGACCUCUAUUCAGAUAAAAUACCUCAUAUAACAUCCUCCUAUGACGUCACGUGGUGGUUAGUGGCUGGUAUCUUCCUGGAGAUAGUCAUCUUCAUUACUGUAUUGGUACCCUUGAUUGUACAGAAGAGAUGACUUCGUUCUCGUCCUCAGAAUGGAAAGUUUUCUCACAUUGGAGUGAGAAGAAAUCCGAAACUGUUACCAAGAAAAUGUGUUGUCAAAUGAGUAUCACUUCGUAUGUAGUUCGCUGUGUGAACGCAAUUGUAAAUACACUGCAUACACGGCGUUAUUUCCAGUAGGAAAUGUUUGCUCCUAAACUAUUAUUCAUAGCAGUGUUUUAUCAAUUUUCAAUAAAUAUUAAAUUGUUGUGUGCUAUUAAUACUACCGUGUGAGUCAAAAAAGGUAGAAGAAAAAUCAAUAACUUGACACCUCACAAAGUCUCAAUUCAAUAUGAAAACAUAUUAUGAACACGCAACCAUUAUAAUGUACAGUGCCUCACAGAAAAAAAA